CCAAUUCGGCGGCGGCGGCGGCCUGGAACCCUUGGAGGCCGGUCCCGCGCAAGGUUGAGGGUUCUCGGUUGCCGCCGGCGAUGGAGGUUGUUCGCUCGUGAACAGAUGGCGGUCAAUCACCAUCUUCUCGACCUGAACUCCCAGAUUUUCGGAGCUGUUCCCAAGGCUGGAGGACGAGACUCCUGGGCGACGGCGGUUCGCGUCUAUGCGAGCGCCGGCGGGUUCGUUAUAGAGAAACGGCGGAGGCGGCCGAGAGGAGUAACGGCGUGGAGAUGGGUUGGUCGGGGACUCGCUGCUGCACAGCGGCUGAGUAGGGUUGUUCGUGGGCAGGGAGGACACGCAAACAGCGGGGCUGCACGACGGAGGCUGGCCGGAGAAUCGAUCGGACUGGUGUUGUUCUCGGAGGUGGUGAUGACGGGCGGUGAAUGCCGGCGAGGCUGCUCGAAGGGCUUGCGGGGC
Messenger RNA from Striga asiatica, 459 nucleotides. Lineage: Eukaryota; Viridiplantae; Streptophyta; Magnoliopsida; Lamiales; Orobanchaceae. The record is from the annotation of a GenBank genome assembly.